AUGGAGCAGGGCAAAUAUACCGACUCUCCGGAAUGGUCAGACAUCCAACCAAUCCCUCUCGACGACGGCUCGCGCGAAGAAGAAAAUUAUGGGGGCAGCAGUAACCCUCUGGCAGUCAUUGCCUACAAGCCAGAAUACCUAGAAGCCACUUCUUAUCUGCGUGCUGUCAUGGCAGCUAAUGAGAUGUCUGAACGUGUUUUGAGAUUGACCGAAGACGUGAUUUCAAUGAAUCCGGCACAUUAUACUGUUUGGCUUUAUCGAGCAAAGAUUUUGUUUACGCUUGAAAAAGAUUUGACUAAAGAGCUUGCGUGGCUGAAUAAAAUAUCCCUCAAGUAUCUCAAGAAUUAUCAGAUAUGGCAUCAUCGCCAGCAACUCAUGUCAUCAAGAGAACAUUUCCCGGCCCUUCCAUCCGACGAACUGGAUUUCUUGAUGGACAUGUUUGCAGCUGAUUCCAAAAACUACCAUGUCUGGUCAUAUCGACAAUGGCUUGUGCGGCAUUUUGAUCUCUGGGAUGAGCCACGAGAGAUCAGUGACGUGAACACGCUUUUGAAUGAAGACGUCCGCAACAAUUCUGUCUGGAACCAUCGGUAUCUGCUCCGUUUCGCGCCUCGACAGGGGCCCGAAGCGGCGAUGGCCACGGGCAGCUACACGUUGGGAGGAGAUGAAAAGGGCCGUCUAGAUGUCGUUGACGAAGAUGUUGUUGAUGCAGAACUUGGGUAUGCUCAAUCAAAAAUUGUGCUUGCGCCCGAGAAUCGUAGUCCCUGGCUCUAUGCGCGGGGUGUGUUGCGCGCUGCAGGUCGACCGCUUUCAGAAUGGAAAGGGUUUGCGAGUCGGUUUAUCACGGAAGAAAUUGUUGGUGAUGCCGGAAAUGAUACAAUCAUACACGUUAAAAGCAGUAUAGCUCUUGAGUGGCUAGCCGAUGUCUCCGGUGAAGAAGCUACACAUCAAGAGCUGGAAGAAGACGCCAGGAAAGAGAAAGUGGCCGAGGCAGUGAAGAUGUUAAAGUUGUUGAAGGAUAAGUACGAUCCUAUUCGGAAGAAUUAUUGGGACUAUAAGAUCCAUCAGCUUUCUGUUGCAGUUGCUGUUUGA
Talaromyces atroroseus is the source of this 1089-nucleotide messenger RNA. RefSeq lists its product as hypothetical. Gene Ontology annotation, molecular function: CAAX-protein geranylgeranyltransferase activity; protein farnesyltransferase activity. The record is from RefSeq and is a predicted model, not a curated record. Bases 1 to 1089 code for a protein of 362 amino acids. Gene Ontology annotation, biological process: protein farnesylation; protein geranylgeranylation. Lineage: Eukaryota; Fungi; Ascomycota; Eurotiomycetes; Eurotiales; Trichocomaceae. Gene Ontology annotation, cellular component: protein farnesyltransferase complex; CAAX-protein geranylgeranyltransferase complex; cytoplasm. The transcript has 3 exons.